Messenger RNA from Pongo pygmaeus (Bornean orangutan), 735 nucleotides. RefSeq names its product phospholipid scramblase 1-like. The record is from RefSeq and is a predicted model, not a curated record. Gene Ontology annotation, cellular component: plasma membrane. Gene Ontology annotation, molecular function: phospholipid scramblase activity. Gene Ontology annotation, biological process: plasma membrane phospholipid scrambling. Lineage: Eukaryota; Metazoa; Chordata; Mammalia; Primates; Hominidae.
AUGUUUACACUGACAGCAGGUACGCCUUUGCUACUGUGCAUGUACAUGGAGCUAUCUACUAGGAGCACAGGCUACUCACCUCAGCAAGAAAGGCAGUCAAAGAAGAAUCCCCCAUCUUCAAAGCCUAACAGAUCAAGCAGCUCUCCAGUGCACAACCUGCACCCAGUCCUCAGAAAAUUUGAAACUAGUAAAACAUAUGAAAUCUUGAACAAUCAAGGACAGAGAAUUUAUUUUGGGAGAAAUAAUUGCUUCUUUCGACACCUUUGUGGAUUUUCAAGGCCUUUUACUAUGACAAUUUGUGAUGAUGUAGGUAGAGAUGUACUUAUUGCUCUGCAUAAGGCUCUGAAAUGUAGCUGUUGCUGGAGUAGAUGCUGCCUACAAAAGCUAAAAGUUGAAGCUCCACCUGGUGAAACAAUUGGAUAUGUUUAUCAAUACUUUCAUCCAUUCUUGCCAAAGUUCAAAAUAAAAAACGAGAAUAAGGAGGAGGUAAUGAAAAUUAGAGGCCCAUGGUUGGUCUUCAGCUGUCAGGAUCUAAAUUUUAAUUUAUUGACUCUGGAUGAGGAAAUGGUUAUUAGAAAGAUUUCAAAACAGUACUCUGGAUUUGUAAGGGGAGUAUUAACCAAUGGUGAGAAAUUUGGGAUCCAGUUUCCAUUUGAUCUUGAUGUUAAAAUUAAAGCAUUGAUGCUUGGAGCACCUUUCCUCAUUGACUACAUGUAUUUUGAACUGUGGCCAUAA